CAUGUACCUCUCGAAUAAACCUUAAUGAUUUUUGACAGUUUAACCGUGUACAUUUAAAGGAAUUAAUCAUUAUAAAUACAAAGAACAUAGCCAAUGGCUUACCCACAGCAAGGAUAUCCCCAACCCCCGGUAUAUGCACAGCCCGCAUAUCCCCAACAAGGAUAUGGACAUCAGAUUGGAGGAUAUCCGCAACAAGGUUACGGUCAACCAGGAUACGGCCAACAAUCGUAUCCUCAAGGGCAAACAAUUAUUGUCACUCAGCCUCAGACAGUUCAACAGCCACAGAGCAACAACGACAAAGACCGUGCGGUGCAGUGCUGUUUACUGGCAACAUUAGUGGUAGUUUGCUGCUGCUGUCUGAUGAGUGACUAGGAACCAGGGAAACUCUGGAAACUCGAACGCUUGAUUAUGAUACUUUUUAUAUUUAGAUACAUGUACAAAUGUAGAACUAUUGUGACAAGAAGGGAUUUUGCAAAAAUAUGACCGAUAUGAGUUUAUGAUUUGACAAAUUUAAACACGAGCACCACAAAUAUUGCUUUUGUUGUUGUUGUUGUUGUUGUUGUUGUUGUUUGUUUGUUUGUUUGUUUGUUGCUGUUGUUUUUACUAAAGAUUUGCUUAAAAAUCUUAUAAAAUAGUCACAUGUGAAAAAGGCUUCAUUUGAUAUUACAUGUAAUAACUUUAUUAUAAUAAUGCAAACAAUUUUCUCGUACUUUCAUUCGAACUUUCAUUGUCUUUCUCGUACUUAUAUUGGCUGACAUAAUCUGCAUAC
Messenger RNA from Ruditapes philippinarum (Manila clam), 769 nucleotides. RefSeq lists its product as uncharacterized. The transcript has 3 exons. The coding region runs from base 94 to 372 and encodes 92 amino acids. The record is from RefSeq and is a predicted model, not a curated record. NCBI's taxonomy places the organism in Eukaryota, Metazoa, Mollusca, Bivalvia, Venerida, Veneridae.